AUGGCCCGGCCCGCCGCGGACCUCCGCCUCGCCCGGUGCAGCGGCCUCGCGCGGCGGCCUUGCGCAGCGGCCUCCCGGAGGCGUCGGGACGCGCCCGGAGCUGGAGGCUGCCUGCCGCCUGGCCAGGGCGGUCUAGCCGGGAUGCCUCCGGAGUCGGGGUGCGGGGCAUCCAGUCGGCCCGGCCCGGCCCGGCUCGGCCCGGCCUUCUUGCGCGGAGGAGCCAGGCUUCCACGGCCUUCCCAGGUGCUAAUCCCGCUGUCCUUCCUGCAGGCCAACUUGGCGUCUGUGGCAGGCCUGUCCCGGCGCAAGAAGGUGGUCCUGACCGCACUGGGUGUGUUGACUGCAGGCGGAGCUGGCCUGGCCGUGGCCCUUCAUACCGCUGUGAAUGCUGGAGAGCUCGAGCUGCAUCCGCCAAAGUUCCCCUGGAGCCACAGGGGCAUGCUGUCCACCCUGGACCACAGCAGCGUCCGGCGUGGCUUUGAGGUGUACAAGCAGGUGUGUUCAGCGUGCCACAGCAUCGAGUACGUGGCCUACCGCAACCUCGUUGGGGUCUCCCACACUGAAGCUGAAGCCAAGGCCCUGGCGGAGGAGGUUGAGGUGCAGGAUGGGCCCGACGAGAACGGCGAGAUGUUCAUGCGGCCCGGCAAGCUCUCCGAUUACUUCCCCAAGCCCUACCCGAAUCCCCAGGCAGCCCAGGCGGCAAACAAUGGCGCAUUGCCUCCCGACCUCAGCUACAUCGUCAACGCCAGGCACGGGGGCGAGGACUACGUGUUCUCCCUGCUGACCGGCUACUGCGAUCCACCCGCUGGCAUAACCGUGCAGGAGGGACUGCACUACAACCCCUUCUUCCCUGGGCAGGCCAUUGCCAUGGCGCCCCCGAUCUACAACGAGAUCUUAGAGUUUGAGGAUGGCACCCCUGCCACCAUGUCGCAAAUCGCCAAGGACGUCUGCACCUUCCUGCGGUGGGUGGCGGAGCCAGAGCAUGAUCAGCGCAAACUGGUCGGCCUCAAGGUGCUGCUGGUGGCCGGCAUCCUGUUGCCGCUGCUGUACUGCUGGAAGCGGCACACGUGGUCGGUGCUGAAGAGCAGGAACAUUGUCUACCGGCCCCCCAAGUGACCCCGUGAGUGGCGCAGACUCUGACGCCGGGACAGGGGCGGCGGCCGCACCUCCUUCGUGCCCCAGGAAUGUACGGGCAGACCGGCAGCUGGACCGGCCGCCCCACCGGAGCACUUGUGGCCAUUUAGCGUUUCCCCGCCCACCCAGGCACCCCCGAGGGCCCUGGGAAGAGGACCGUGCGGUGCGGGGCCGGCCGGCACCCAAUAAAUCUGUUUCUUCAACCA
Varanus komodoensis (Komodo dragon) is the source of this 1340-nucleotide messenger RNA. Its product is annotated as cytochrome c1, heme protein, mitochondrial. The coding region runs from base 1 to 1116 and encodes 371 amino acids. The record is from RefSeq and is a predicted model, not a curated record. Gene Ontology annotation, biological process: mitochondrial electron transport, ubiquinol to cytochrome c. Gene Ontology annotation, molecular function: heme binding; electron transfer activity. The transcript has 7 exons. NCBI's taxonomy places the organism in Eukaryota, Metazoa, Chordata, Lepidosauria, Squamata, Varanidae.